AUGCCCUUCAACGACGCCGGCCGCAAGAAGAACGUCGAAGUGCCGCAGCUGGAACACCUCUCGGAGGAAACGCUCAAGAACCCGCCCAAGCAACGGACGGUCCAGCAGCAGGAAAAGCAAGACAAACUGAUCAAGCAAGAACGGCGCGAAGCGGGCAUCGACACCGCGCGAUCGCGCUCCGCCUCCCGCCGGGACCGCAGGAAGCGCAUUCGUCGGGACAUCCAGGACGGCAAAUACAUGCACACCGCGCCCCUCGAGGCCGUGGAGGAGGCCGAUGCCAACCAGGACCUUCAUGCCAUGGGGCCGUUUGAGCGGAUAGGGCCCGAUAGCACGUCGAUGGAUGGGCCGGUGACGAUGGCGAGGGCGAUGAGGGGAGAGAUUCCCGUGAGGGGGUCGAAUCCCAAUCAGCCGUAUUAUCUCAAGCCGGAGGAGCAGGAAGACGUGAGUCCUCACUCCUCAUCCAUUGCUUCUUACAUACAUACACACAUGUACAGCAAAACUGACGGAAACAAAUUUUUCCUCAAACAGAGCGCACUCAAAGACACCGAGGGUCUCAAACUCUCCCUAGAAGCCAACCUCGACAUUGAAAUCGAACUCAAAGCCUCCAUUCGCGGCGACCUGACGCUAUCACUAUUGUAA
Messenger RNA from Lecanosticta acicola, 639 nucleotides. The record is from the annotation of a GenBank genome assembly. Lineage: Eukaryota; Fungi; Ascomycota; Dothideomycetes; Mycosphaerellales; Mycosphaerellaceae.